Dipodomys ordii (Ord's kangaroo rat) is the source of this 1438-nucleotide messenger RNA. RefSeq names its product bradykinin receptor B2 (gene Bdkrb2). NCBI's taxonomy places the organism in Eukaryota, Metazoa, Chordata, Mammalia, Rodentia, Heteromyidae. Gene Ontology annotation, cellular component: membrane. The transcript is spliced from 3 exons. Bases 107 to 1267 code for a protein of 386 amino acids. The record is from RefSeq and is a predicted model, not a curated record. Gene Ontology annotation, biological process: smooth muscle contraction; immune response; neutrophil chemotaxis. Gene Ontology annotation, molecular function: bradykinin receptor activity.
GGGGACCGCAGACGGCUGGAGGGGACUCGGAGCCCGGAAGCUCCAAGCACCAGGCAGCGCACUCCUGACCAGGUAGAGCCUCACUCCUUCCCCACCUUGCAGCCAAAUGCUGUCUGCCUGGAAGAGACCCAUGUUCCUGUCUGUCUACGAGGAGCCUGUGCCCACCACAGCCUCGUUCAGCUCUGAAAUGUUCAACAUCACACCUCAAGUCCUCUCGUUGGCUCUUAACGGCACCCUUUCCCCGGAUGACAACUGUCCAGACACCACGUGGCUAGAAUGGAUCAAUGCCACCCAGGCCCCCUUCCUCUGGGUCCUCUUCCUGCUGGCCACACUCGAGAACAUUUUUGUCCUCAGCGUCUUCUGCCUACACAAGAACAACUGCACCGUGGCCGAGAUCUACCUGGGGAACCUGGCAGCCGCCGACCUCAUCUUGGCGUGUGGGCUGCCCUUCUGGGCCGUCACCAUCGCCAACAACUUCGACUGGUUGUUCGGGGAGGUCCUGUGCCGCGUGGUGAACGCCAUGAUCUACAUGAACCUGUUCAGCAGCAUCUGCUUCCUGAUGCUGGUGAGCAUUGACCGUUACCUGGCCCUGGUGAAAACCAUGUCCGUGGGCCGCAUGCGCAGGGUCCGUUGGGCCAAACUCUACAGCCUGGUGAUCUGGGGGUGCGCACUGCUCCUGAGCUCCCCCAUGCUGGUGUUCCGUACCAUGAAGGACUACAACAAGGAGGGUCACAAUGUCACCGUCUGCCUCAUCGUCUACCCGUCCCUCACCUGGCAGCUGUUCACCAACGUCCUCCUGAACCUGGUGGGCUUCCUGCUCCCGCUGGGCAUCAUCACGUUCUGCACGGUGCAGAUCCUGCACGUGCUACGGAACAACCAGAUGCAGAAGUUCAAGGAGAUCCAGACGGAGAGGAAGGCCACCGUGCUGGUCCUGGCCGUGCUGCUGCUCUUCGUGGUGUGCUGGCUGCCCUUCCAGGUCAGCACCUUCCUGGACACGCUGCUGCACCUCCAGGUCCUCUCUGGCUGCUGGGGUGAGCACGUCAUCGACAUCAUCACCCAGAUCAGCUCCUUCGCAGCCUACAGCAACAGCUGCCUCAACCCACUGGUGUACGUGAUGGUGGGCAAGCGCUUCCGUAAGAAGUCCCGGGAGGUGUACGGGGGAAGCUGCGGGAAAGGAGGCCGUGGGGCGGAGCCCACCCACACCGAGAACUCGUUGGGUACCCUGCGGACCUCUGUCUCCGUGGAGCGUCACAUCCACAAAUUGUAGGGCUGGACAGGAAGCAGCCAGUGAACCGCUGCCAUCAGGAUGACUUAAUGGGUGCGGGCACUGGGGGCCCAGGAAGGAGCGCUAGGCAUCCCCUAGCAUCCCUAGCCCAUCCACCUGGGCAACAAGUCAUAGCGCCAUUAUUCCCGCCCUACCCUACUACAUGAGCCCACU